This is a messenger RNA of Paramuricea clavata, 200 nucleotides long. Lineage: Eukaryota; Metazoa; Cnidaria; Anthozoa; Malacalcyonacea; Plexauridae. The record is from the annotation of a GenBank genome assembly.
CGCUGCUCGAACAGCAAACCAGCAUCCCUCGAGCAGUACUCGAACAGCAAACCAGCAUCCCUUGAGCAGUACUCGAACAUCAAACCAGCAUCGCUCGAGCGGUACCGGAACAACAAACCAACAUUCUUCAAGCGGUACUCGAACAGCAAACCAAAGUUUGGACCUCGAAUGGAGAGAACAUGCGCUAAAUCCAAAACUCA